Penicillium atrosanguineum is the source of this 402-nucleotide messenger RNA. RefSeq lists its product as uncharacterized. Bases 1 to 402 code for a protein of 133 amino acids. The transcript is spliced from 2 exons. The record is from RefSeq and is a predicted model, not a curated record. Lineage: Eukaryota; Fungi; Ascomycota; Eurotiomycetes; Eurotiales; Aspergillaceae.
AUGCAAAUUUCGCACCUCUUCACUGCCCUGCUGGCAAUGGGCCUCGUCUCAGCCACGCCCACCGAAGAAGCUCAAAUCGAGGAGCGAAGCUGCUCAGGCGGCAAGAAAUGGGGCGAUAACCGCAACGUAGCGAUCGACCACGCAGGAAGAUGGUGCAGUGGAAACGGAGGCAGCGAAGGCUACCGCGCCGGCCAGACCAAGUACGGUUGCUAUAAUCUGCAAUUUGGCAAUAACAAGGCCGAAUUCUGGAUUCAGCGCAAGGCCACUACUGGAGGCAGUCUUACCUCAUCUCAGUGCAAUGCGUAUAUGCAGGAGCAGAUCAACAACUGUGAGAGAGGUGGUUCUGGGGAAAGGAAUGGAUGGUACUUCCGAGCCGAUGUCAACGCGGGCCGUUGCUCCUAG